Messenger RNA from Aureobasidium vineae, 1071 nucleotides. The record is from the annotation of a GenBank genome assembly. Lineage: Eukaryota; Fungi; Ascomycota; Dothideomycetes; Dothideales; Saccotheciaceae.
AUGAUGAGAGCCCCAGCCAUACUGAGAGUCAGGGGAGCCAGAGCAGCAACACACACAUCAAUACACACAUCAACACACACAUCAGCAUGUCCACCCUCAAGAGACUACUCCUCGACCCCCACCACACGCCCCAAAACCGCCCUCUUCUUCCCCGGCCAAGGUGUUCAACGUGUGGGCAUGCUCGACCCCUGGCUCACCACCUUCCCCUCGACCGUGAAACCUCUCCUCGAAGAGAUCGACCAUACCCUCAACAUCUCUCCCUCCUUGACUCAACUCAUCUCCCACGGCACCAAUGCCACUCUCACCGCAACACAAAACGCUCAACCUGCUAUCAUGGCCACCUCCAUCCUGAUCCUCCGCGUCUUGGAAAAAGAGUUUGGUUUUGAUACCAAGAGCACAGUGGACUUUACGCUUGGCCACAGUCUAGGCGAAUUUGCUGCCUUGGUCGCAGCAGGAAACUUGGAAUUUGGGAAUGCGUUGCAAAUGGUGAGGAAGAGAGGCGAAGUCAUGGCGCACUGCUCGUCCGCCUCACACCAAGAAAUGGGCAUGAUAGCUCUAGUCUGCGAGCCCGAGCAACGCGACCCCACGCUCUCUGCCAUUUCUCGCCAUCUCACUGCAAACACCCACUUGCGCUGCAAUGUCGCCAACAUCAAUUCCAAAACGCAAUUCGUGCUUAGUGGAGAGAUUGCGCAUAUUCAUGAGACGCUGACGCAUAUCCGCCAUUUCGACAGCCAUGAUCCACGCGCCGUGAGACUAAAAGCCGAUUCCCCGUUUCAUUCGCCAUUGAUGCUGCCUGCGGUGUCUUUGAUGCGGGAACUGCUUUCUGCACCUGCGGCAGUAACCUUUUCCUCUGCUACUCUACCUUGUAUCUCCAACGUCACCGCAAAACCCUUUACCUCUGCUUCCGAAUUGAUAGAUCUAUUGGCGAGGAGUGCGGCGGAACCAGUGUUUUGGCAUCAAAGUAUACAAUACUUGCACAAGGAGGAAAAUGUCAAGAGAUGGAUAGGUAUAGGCCCCGGCAAGGUAGGCAGAAAUUUGGUGGNNGCAAAGAGGUGGGGAGUAAAGGGUUAG